Lagopus leucura (white-tailed ptarmigan) is the source of this 601-nucleotide messenger RNA. RefSeq names its product probable ATP-dependent RNA helicase DHX34. Gene Ontology annotation, molecular function: RNA binding. The record is from RefSeq and is a predicted model, not a curated record. The transcript has 3 exons. Lineage: Eukaryota; Metazoa; Chordata; Aves; Galliformes; Phasianidae. The annotation marks the transcript as partial. Gene Ontology annotation, biological process: nuclear-transcribed mRNA catabolic process, nonsense-mediated decay. Gene Ontology annotation, cellular component: intracellular anatomical structure.
AUUUCCCAUCUCUCCCCCAGGUAAGGUGAAGGAGAUGAGUUACGACCCUCAGUGCAAACUGCAGCGCCUGCAGGAGUUCUGGAUCAGCCGUGCCAGCGCAGAGCAGCGGAAAGGCCGCGCCGGUCGGACGGGGCCAGGGAUUUGUUUCCGCCUCUAUUCCGAAUCCGACUUGGAGGCCUUUGCUCCAUAUCCAGUGCCAGAGAUCCAGAGGGUGGCUCUGGAUUCCGUGGUGCUGCUGCUGAAAAGCAUGGGGCUGGGCGACCCCCGCUCUUUCCCCUUCCUGGACCCCCCCUCACCCUCCAGCCUGGACUCAGCCCUACGCUACCUUCGCGCUCAGGGCGCUUUGGACGACGCCGAAGAGCUGACACCCAUCGGCACGCUGCUGGCACAGCUCCCCGUCGAUGUGGUCCUGGGUAAGAUGUUGGUGCUGGGCUCCCUUUUUGAUCUGGCUGACCCGACGCUGACGGUGGCGGCGAUGCUCAGCGUUCCGUCGCCGUUCCUCCGCCUCUCGGAUCCCGAACGCAGCGCGGCACGGCGGGCGCUGGAGAGCCCCCAUGGGGACCCCCUAACGCUGCUCAACGCCUUCAACGAGUGGGUCAAG